AUGAGGGGCCGUAAGAAGGUCAAGCCCGCUCUGGCGACGGUCGCAUUCUCCUCGGUCUCGGUCCCGUACCGACUACCCGCCUCCCUGUCAGCACCUUCACCUCUUCCUCCACAUGCGGUGUCGUUACGGAAACGAAGGUAUGUACCAAGCGUUAGUUGCUCGUCCAGCAUCCCGCAGCAUCCGUCACCUUCUCCACCACCGUCAGCUCCCGGCCGGGACAGUAGCCUCCACACUGGGCGAGGGGCAUUCGCGCCGGCGCCGGUAAUACCGGCUGCGAAGGCUCCGGCUGCGGAGGCGGUACCACCAGACGCGGUGGUGGAGGUGGCGGAGGUGGCGGUCGUGGCAGUGGUGGCGGCGGUGGGUGGUGUUGGUGCGACAGCAAUCUCUGGCGGCGAAGUAGGGACCCUCGGGUUGAGGGGUCGCUGGUGUCGCGGGAUAGAUUCAUGA
This is a messenger RNA of Volvox carteri f. nagariensis, 447 nucleotides long. RefSeq lists its product as uncharacterized. The transcript is spliced from 4 exons. The record is from RefSeq and is a predicted model, not a curated record. Bases 1 to 447 code for a protein of 148 amino acids. Lineage: Eukaryota; Viridiplantae; Chlorophyta; Chlorophyceae; Chlamydomonadales; Volvocaceae.